Enterobius vermicularis (human pinworm) is the source of this 405-nucleotide messenger RNA. The record is from the annotation of a GenBank genome assembly. NCBI's taxonomy places the organism in Eukaryota, Metazoa, Nematoda, Chromadorea, Rhabditida, Oxyuridae.
AUGAACUUUAUAUUAGUGGAUAAUCGGACUAAAGAAGGGAUUCAUUACAACAGUGAUGAGUUUCCUAUAGGGCUGCGAAACCAGUGGUACUUAUCCAUUUAUAUUUACCGAAGAAUGACUUCAGCUUUGAAGUUAGGUGCUGGUCUUCUUCGUGAAUUAAGGAUCCAUUUGUGCCAAAAAUCUACUGGAAGUUUAGGAGUCCGGCAGUUUAUCGAAAAUGAUUAUGUCCCAUUGAAGAAGGCGAACAGAGAUUUUCCAAUCCUCAUCCGUGAAUGUUCCGGAAUAACUCCUAGAAUAUUUGCAAGGUACGCAAAAGGUGUUGAAAAAAGUGUUUCGCUGGAAGGUGCGUCACGUGAAAAAGUCCUUAGUGUGGUAAAAGACCUUGCAAGGAACGGCACCGUGUGA